This is a messenger RNA of Mytilus californianus (California mussel), 991 nucleotides long. RefSeq names its product zinc finger protein 808-like. The record is from RefSeq and is a predicted model, not a curated record. The transcript is spliced from 2 exons. NCBI's taxonomy places the organism in Eukaryota, Metazoa, Mollusca, Bivalvia, Mytilida, Mytilidae. The coding region runs from base 120 to 965 and encodes 281 amino acids. Gene Ontology annotation, biological process: regulation of transcription by RNA polymerase II. Gene Ontology annotation, molecular function: RNA polymerase II cis-regulatory region sequence-specific DNA binding; DNA-binding transcription factor activity.
GGGACAAACAAGAAAAUACUGUCAUCUGUGUGUCAUAUUUUUAUAGAAUUGCUUAUCAGGAUCAGACUAAAUCCAAACCAUCAAGAUUUUUCUUCAGUCCUGGACAAGCAAGUACAGAAAUGGAUAAGUUUUCUAAUAAUGAAGAUGAAACUGGAUCCAAAAGCAUCUCAACUGAUGAAAUUGUAGAUAAGAUAUUACCAUACAAACAAGAAAGGACAGAAACUGAUGAAAUUUCUGAUAAUGAAAAUAAAUUUUACACAAUUAUCUCCCUUGAUGAGGCUUCUGGUCACUCAUCACAAAUACAGAUGAAUUGCCAAUCUGGAGAAAAUAUUGCUACUGUUUGUACUGUCUGUGGUAUAGAGUGUAGUAGUAAUGAAAAUCUAGUGGGACACAUGAGAACACAUAGUGGCAUCAAACUUUACAAGUAUAAUGUUCAUGGUAGAUCUUAUAAUCCAUUUUUUAAAUGUGAUGUAUGUGAUAAAGUGUUUAGUAAAAAUUGGAUUCUUAAGAGACACAUGAGAACACAUAGUGGAAUUAAACUUUACAAAUAUAAUGUAUGUGCUAGAUCUUAUAAAUGUGUAAAUGAUGAAACUGGAUCCAAAAGCAUCUCAACUGACGAAAUUUUAGAUGAGGUAUUACCAUACAAACAAGAAAGGACAGAAACAGAUGAAAUUUCUGAUAAUCAAAAUAAAUCUUACACAAUUAUCUCCCUUGAUGAGGCUACUGGUCACUCACAAAUACAGAUGAAUUGCCAAUCAGUAGAAAAUAUUGAUACUGUUUGUACUGCCUGUGGUAUAGAGUGUAGUAGUAAUGAAAAUCUAGUAGCACACAUGAGAACACAUAGUGGCAUUAAACUUUACAAAUAUAAUGUAUGUGCUAAAUCUUAUAAAUGUGAUGUAUGUGAUAAAGUGUUUAGUCAGAAUCAGACUCUUAAAAUACACAUGAGAAUACAUACUGGAGAUUAACCUUUUUGAUGUGAUUUAUGUUCUAA